CAGUAUUGAGAAUUGGAGAAGAUCGGAUGCGGGUCGAGGCUGAACGAGGCUGAAGAACUCCGCGGUCCACCGAGGCUGCGCGAGUUUCAAAACAGCCAAGCAGGCCCCGGGAGCACGCGGCAUCAAUCGAUAGGUACUUGUACAUGUGUUUUCCGUAAAGAGUUUCUGUGAUGUGAUGACUCUGUGGCAGUAGCGAUUCGAGGUACAUUUUGUAUCAUACCAAGAGACUAAUUAUUGUCGACUACGUUCUCUCUGGCCGAUUGACUUUACCAAAAUCUCAUUCAGCGCGGGAUGGCUACAGCACUUAUUCUUGGCUCUACAGGGCUUGUGGGAUCCCACAUCCUAUCAACGCUGCGAGCUGGCACAUCUCAAUUCUCCAACGUUGACAUUAUCGCGCGACGCUCCCCUCCAGCUGCAACCGACGCCCGUGUUCCGGUCAAAGAAAUCGUGGAGCAAGAUACGUCGAAAUGGGUCUCUCAGGUCUCCUCGCUCUCUCCCACUCCCUCCGUCCUGUUCUGCGCUCUGGCAACCACCCGUGCUGCCGCAGGUGGAUUUGACAAGCAAUACAAACUCGAACAUGACCUGAACAUUGAGCUCGCCAAAGCGGCUAAAGAAGCAGGGACCAAGACUUAUGUUCUGAUCUCUGGCGGCGGAGCAGACCCGAAUGCGUACUUUGCCUACCCGAAGAUGAAAGGCCAGAUCGAGGAGCACGUCAAAGAGCUUGGGUUCGACCACACAAUUAUCCUGCGUCCGGGAUUGAUCCUCGGAGACAGGCAAGAAAGCCGUCCAGCGGAAGCUUUCGCACGAUUUAUGGCAUCCGCAUUCGGCCGCGUACAUAGCUCGAUGAGAGACUCCUGGGCCCAGGACGCAGACGCAAUUGCAAAAGCUGCUAUCUCAGCGGCGAUCAAGGUUGAAAAAGGCGAGAUUAAAGAAAAGGUCUGGAUUUUGGGUCAAAAGGACAUCCUCCAGCUUGGGGCUAAAGAAUGGAAGGAGCCAUCUUGAGUCAGGAUGAUGGAUGUGGAGAUGACGAACUGCAACAUUGAUACCCUUGAUAUUCGCUGCAAGACUGCUUUGACUCUCCGUUGGCUCUUGUAUGUACAGUCCCA
Exophiala viscosa is the source of this 1106-nucleotide messenger RNA. RefSeq lists its product as uncharacterized. The record is from RefSeq and is a predicted model, not a curated record. Gene Ontology annotation, biological process: import into nucleus. Lineage: Eukaryota; Fungi; Ascomycota; Eurotiomycetes; Chaetothyriales; Herpotrichiellaceae. The transcript is spliced from 2 exons. Gene Ontology annotation, cellular component: cytoplasm. The coding region runs from base 292 to 1002 and encodes 236 amino acids.